GUUUGCGUAUGCGUCUUCGGCUGAUUGUGAGCCAAAACUGGUGGGGAGUACGUACGUACGUACGUAUGUAUGUACAUACGUUGUCAGUCAACGGAAUGGAGCACCGUCGUUGUCUACACUCAACGGUAGCACUCUCCGUCCCAUCCUCUGUCUCCGUUCUUCUCAUUCUGUCAGAAAAGAGAAAGAUUACACUCAUUGUCAGCGUUGAGUGAAGAUUGGUAUCAGUGCCACACCAGUGCAGUCAGUGAAAAACACUAUGAUCUUCAACGAUGCGUAGACACGUUAGAGGGCUGCAGCUUUGAACAAAUUUGCAUUUGUAACUACCGCGCGUUGGUUCGCGUAAAUUUAGGUUAAGACAUAACCAAGUUUCUCUUUUCAGGCUAAAAAUGUUCAAGCACACACAGAGAUUAUGUACCAAAUUCUCUUUCCACACUUCAAAAUCCAUUCUACGUCAGGAAAUUCAGCGUGUUUCUAUGAGCAACAAAUCAGUAGUAGAAACAACGGAAAAGUGGGAUUUGGUUAGCGCAGUGUGUCUGGAAAGACAUCCAAUUAUUAUUAAGCCCAUGAAUGAGACAGAGGCUAAAUUUGGACAAUUACUCAACCAACUCGAAUUGGAAAAUAGUAUGAAAUCAGAUCAUGAAUUGAGAAUUGAGAAAGACAAGAAAGAAGAGGAUCUAAUCAAGACGGGUGCCCUUGAAGUAGAUAUUGGUGUGGUUAUACAAACUGCACAAGACUUUGAAGAUGCCUCCUUGGAUGAAUUUAAAAAAUUUCACUUUGCACCAAGGAUUACUGAAGCAGAUAAAAAAAAUGAUAUAACAUCCUUGGAUCGAAAAUUGGAUAGGCACUUGGUAUUGUUAGUUCACCAGAAACUUGGCGAACACAGUUAUUGGAUUCCUCCACAAGGAAUCAGGAGAGAUGGAGAAACACUGAGACAAACUGCUGAAAGAGUCUUGAAAGAAGCCUGUGGUGAGGAUCUUAAAGCGAAAUUCUAUGGAAAUGCGCCGUGUGGAUUUUAUAAGUAUAAGUACCCCAUAAGGAUUAGAAAAUCAGGUGCUGUUGGGGCAAAAGUCUUCUAUUACCAAGCAAAGUAUCUGAGUGGUAGUUGGGCAACAAAAGCAAAAUAUCAGUGGUUAGAUCGUGAGGAGUUACAUCAAACACUCCCGGAUGCCGUAAAAAAUGAUAUUUUUCAAUUUCUUGUCAACGAAGACUAAAUACCAAUGUUUGGUAUUUGUUUACCCAACGAGCACGCGAGCAAAGUAUUAGAACUGACGGGAAUUUUUGCUGUAAAGGAACAAUAUACUUACCAGUACUUUCCAGAUAUACAGUGCAAUAGCUAUGGUCAAUGAUGAAACUUUAUCCCUAAAUUUGAUAUGAAAUAAAUCAUCUUCCGUACCUUUAUUUCUAAGUCGUGUAUGUGAGCAAAAAUUUAAGGUCUACAAUGAGUUGUGAAUCUUGAAGAUAGACGUUCUCAAAAUUAGCGAAUUGUCAAUAUGAGUGAUACUAAUUGUGUUCCAUGUUUGAUUAGAGAUCAGAAUCAAUAGCUGAAUUCUAAUAAAAACAAUCAGCUUAAUGCAGACCUAUGCAUAUUAGUGAUUACUACGGUUUAUGAAUUGAUUGAAGUUAUAGUAUUUUAGGAAAGUAGAGUUUAUUCAGUUUGAGUACUAACUUAAUGGUGCAAAAAAAAGCGCAGAAAGUUUUCACGAGAAAAAUCAACUGGCACAUAGAUUAUUUACAUAUAAUUAUAGCUAAUUUAUAAUAACACUUUUUAAAAUCGACCACUUCGCUUUCGCCCAGUA
Molecule: messenger RNA, 1796 nt
Organism: Athalia rosae (coleseed sawfly)
Lineage: Eukaryota; Metazoa; Arthropoda; Insecta; Hymenoptera; Athaliidae
Gene: mRpL46
Product: 39S ribosomal protein L46, mitochondrial
Exons: 4
Coding region: 387-1211 (274 amino acids)
Cellular component (GO): mitochondrial large ribosomal subunit
Molecular function (GO): structural constituent of ribosome
Source: RefSeq, a predicted model, not a curated record